CUAAACGCCACGUCGGUUUUCAGAGAGGAGCAGAGCAUCAGCUGUGCGGCGGUUUCUGACGGUUUUUAGGAAAUCUUUCAGACGAGUAGCCUUACGGAGCCGAGCGCGGUCAGCAGACAGGUGAGAUGAGGGUCCUUCCCCUGUCUGUGCUGCUGCUGGUGUUUGGGUUAGCGGUGUUAGCAUCCCAGCUAACCGAUGCUCACUCCCACUCCCAUGACCACGGUCAUGCCCACUCGCACGGCCAUCACGGACACCACCAUGGGCAUUCUCAUGGUGAGGGUGGUUGCCAUGGGCACCAUCAUGGGCAUUCUCAUGGUGAUGGUGGUUGCCAUGGACACUCCCAUGGUGGUGUGAAGAUGCACCACGGUGCCAGCAAGUGGAGUGAGCAAGCAAACCUGCAGCAUACAGAAGAGGAGCAGCUUCAGCAUGACCACGGACAUGACCAUGACCACGGGCACGGACAAGACCAUGACCACGAGCACGGACAAGAACAUGAACAUGACCAUGACCACGAGCACGGACAAGAACAUGACCGUGACCAUGACUACGGGCACGGACAUGAACAUGACCAUGACCAUGGUCAUUCACACGAUCACGGUCAUUCACACGACCACAGUCAUUCACACGACCAUGGACAUUCACACGAGCAUGGUCAUUCACACGACCAUGGGCACACCCACAGCCAUGGUACCAGUGGAGAGAGGGUGAAGAGAGAGGCGGAGGGCGAGAGACGGAACACAGUGGAGCUGUGGAUGCAGGCAGUCGGAGCCACUCUGCUGAUCAGCGCUGCACCCUUCCUCAUCCUCUUCCUCAUCCCUGUCCAGUCAAACACGGAUCAGCACCAGAACCUGCUGAAGGUUCUGCUCAGCUUCGCCUCUGGGGGUCUGCUGGGAGAUGCCUUUCUGCACCUUAUUCCACAUGCUCUGGAACCCCACUCCCACCAUGGAGACGAGGGCCAUGGCCACUCCCAUGCCAGCAAAGAGUCCCAUGGUCACUCUCACGGUGCAGCUCAUGAUCACAUGAUGUCUGUAGGUCUGUGGGUGCUUGGAGGUAUCGUGGCAUUCCUGGUGGUCGAGAAGUUUGUUCGUCUGCUGAAGGGGGGGCACUCUCAUUCACACUCUCACGCUGCCCCAAAAGCAAAAGACAGUGAUGGAGAAGAGAAAAAGGACGAUGUGAAAAAAGGAGAGAAAGAAAAAAAAGAUAAGAAGGUGAAGAAAGCAAAGGCGGAGAGUUCAGAUAUCAAAGUGUCUGGCUACUUGAAUCUGGCGGCUGAUUUCACUCACAACUUCACGGAUGGUCUUGCUAUCGGAGCCUCCUUCCUGGUUAGUCCAGCGGUCGGCGUGGUAACCACUAUCACCAUCCUCCUGCAUGAGGUGCCGCACGAGAUUGGAGACUUCGCCAUUCUCGUCCAAUCAGGAUGCACCAAGAGGAAGGCGAUGUUUCUUCAGCUCCUCACUGCUAUUGGUGCGUUAGCCGGGACGGCCUGCUCCCUUCUGGCAGAGGGAGUGGGCGCGGCCGCCACGGCCUGGAUCCUCCCCUUCACGGCCGGCGGCUUUGUUUACAUUGCCACAGUUACCGUCCUUCCAGAGCUGCUGGUUGGCCGCUCCAGUGUGGGCCAGUCAUUGAUGGAGAUCAUCGCUCUGCUGUUCGGAGUCGGCAUGAUGGUGCUGAUCGCAGAGUACGAGUGAGGAAGGACGGAGGUUAAAGAACAGAUAAACAGCAGGGGGACGAGAGAGAGCUGAAGACGGGGUGUUUGGCUGUUAGAAUUUUUGAGACUCAGGGGAUAUAAAGUACAAAAGAGAAUGAUGUUUAAAUGUUACCGUUGAUGACUAUUGAUGCAUGUGUGAGUAAGUGAGACGAGUGAAACUGGAGGCCUUUGAAAGAGAACUGCACUAAAAUGUCCAAAGACCCUGCAUUCAUCUGCUCAACCAGCUCCCCCAGAGACCAGCAUUGUGGGGCUUGUGGGUUGGAAGUUCAAUCAAAAUUCCUGAAUAUGUCCUAGAAAUAGGAGUGAAUUACUCUCAGCACACGCACACGUUUAAGGAGGUUAUGCUUGAGCUUAAUUGAUUACUUUGCUAAAAUAUCAUGUCAUAUCAAAAUGUAGAAUAAAGAUGUGAUUUUUUGUUUUUA
Messenger RNA from Colossoma macropomum (tambaqui), 2130 nucleotides. RefSeq names its product zinc transporter Slc39a7-like. Gene Ontology annotation, biological process: zinc ion transmembrane transport; intracellular zinc ion homeostasis. Gene Ontology annotation, cellular component: membrane. Lineage: Eukaryota; Metazoa; Chordata; Actinopteri; Characiformes; Serrasalmidae. Gene Ontology annotation, molecular function: zinc ion transmembrane transporter activity. The record is from RefSeq and is a predicted model, not a curated record. The transcript is spliced from 8 exons. Bases 126 to 1688 code for a protein of 520 amino acids.